AUGUCUACGCCUGAAAACAAGAUUGUACCUGCUGCGAGUCCUGGACGUCGCGCUGGGGUUCGAGGUCGCGGUCGAGGCGCGCGCCAAGUGUCAAGACCGCUCCAGCUGCCGGCGCCGCUGCCAGAGCCCGCGCAGGAUCCUGGAAUGUCGGCGAGAGUCGAGCAACAACUUGCGCUGGCGGAGUCGCCGCGUCCGACGUCGACGCAGUCCACACCACGGCGGUCUCCACGAGAGCUGGUCCCAAGAUCGACGCAGUCAAGUCCUGGUCGACCUACCUUUCGUGACGUUCCGGCGUUGCCUCAACCACCUCUGGAGUUAGCUCUCAGCCCCGCGGCUGAGAGUGCACUGGGAAAACGCGAUCACCUCGUGCUGCGAGGGCAUCACGAGACCACCACGGUCCCGGGUAACGGUGCACAUGUGCGUCUUGGGUUGGCCCCGGGAGCCCAAGUUCUUGGACCUGAGCUUCCUCCACCGCGUGGCCACGCGCUUCCGCGAGGAAGUCUCCCGGUGAUUCCCCGAGGAGUGAGUGGCGAAGUUGGAGGCGGAAGUGGACAACUGGUGUCGGUCGCCGAUGACGAAGCUCGUGCCUACGGCGUGGAACAGCUGAGGCGCUGGGUCGCCCUGCCUGGUGAAGUGAUCUCUCCGGUCGACAUAGUCUAUGACGAGGCCGAGGACGAGUACGACAUUCGCUAUCUGGGGCUUUUGAACGCUGGCCGCCUCUCGGAGUCUUGGAUCAAGAUGCUGUCGGUUCGACGCCGGCGUCAACCCUUGGUCACUGACCUGAGAGCGACCUCGGUGUCGCCGAAGCUGCCCCCGCAGCUGUCGUGUGUUGCGCUUCUCCAGACGAUGCUCAUGGAAGCUGGCUUCGAGUUCUGCAAUGUCGUUCCGAUAUGGAGCUCGAUUCCUGAAUUGGCCGCUGUCUCGGAGAACCAGAUUCGCCACGGAGUCGAAGAAGUUCAAGCGCGGGUUGCCGUGGAGUGCCUCGAGUGGAACAAGUUGAUGCGUGGUGUGGGGUUUCACAUUCGCCAGUCACUCGACCAACUGCCUGAAGUCCGCCCUGUGUCUCCGGCUGACAACCAAGCGCGUGACGAGGAAGGUGACAUCCUGAUGACCGACGACACAGUGGAGCUCUUGGGGCUUCAGUUGCCACCGCCUCAAUCUCCGGCCCUUUCGGUCACGGGACCUCUGGUUCCGGUCAUGGGUAUGGAGACGAUGGCGCGUGAAGACUCAGUUCCCAGUGUGGUGGGCCCCAGUGGUGAUUCGGACCAGUCGAUGCAUGCGGGUGAGGCGACGGACCUGUCUGGGCAUAGUUCCUCGGGGUCGUCAUUCUUGUCUGCAGCCGACAUGGCAGGGAGUGCUCUGAGCCAUAUGCCAGGUCCCAGUGCUGUGGCCAUGGUGAUGAUCGCGCAGACCAGCAGUGCUGCAGCCGCCGACCCGCAAGGAUUCGGUGUCUCGGUUCCUGUAGCCGCAUACCGCGUUCACCCGAAGUGCCUCAGCGACAAAACUCGUCAGUGA
This is a messenger RNA of Phytophthora sojae, 1515 nucleotides long. RefSeq lists its product as hypothetical. Bases 1 to 1515 code for a protein of 504 amino acids. Lineage: Eukaryota; Oomycota; Peronosporomycetes; Peronosporales; Peronosporaceae. The transcript is spliced from 3 exons. The record is from RefSeq and is a predicted model, not a curated record.